AUGAUUCUAGACGUUCGUACAGUAUCGUUAGUUACCAUAAUAUUUAUUUUACUUAUAUCUUGCCUUGGUAGUGUUCGGGCGGAAGAAGAACAAGAAGAAGUUUUACUAAAAACUACUGAAAAACUAAUGCCGGAAACAUUAGCCGUGGAAGUACAAGGACAUGAAAACACAUCCGGACGUAAAGUGCGACAAUUUGGUUUUCCUCCAUCACCAUUUGGAUUUGGUGGCUAUCGUCCAUUUCCUCCAGGGCCAGGUUUUUAUAGGCCUCCAGUAGGUGGUGGUGGCUUUGCCGGUGGUGGUUUCCAGCGUUCACGUGUUGUUACACGUACACAGACUCGUGUCGUAGAUCGUUAUCAGGGUGGUGGUUUCCGCGGAGGAUUCUAUGGUUAA
Molecule: messenger RNA, 390 nt
Organism: Lucilia sericata (common green bottle fly)
Lineage: Eukaryota; Metazoa; Arthropoda; Insecta; Diptera; Calliphoridae
Exons: 1
Coding region: 1-390 (129 amino acids)
Source: RefSeq, a predicted model, not a curated record